Chlorella variabilis is the source of this 1381-nucleotide messenger RNA. RefSeq lists its product as hypothetical. Gene Ontology annotation, molecular function: calcium:proton antiporter activity. Bases 1 to 1194 code for a protein of 397 amino acids. Lineage: Eukaryota; Viridiplantae; Chlorophyta; Trebouxiophyceae; Chlorellales; Chlorellaceae. Gene Ontology annotation, biological process: intracellular calcium ion homeostasis; calcium ion transmembrane transport. Gene Ontology annotation, cellular component: plant-type vacuole membrane. The transcript is spliced from 11 exons. The record is from RefSeq and is a predicted model, not a curated record.
AUGGGGUCGCUGGGAGCGCUGGAACAGCCUCCCACGCUCAAUCUGCUGCCACGUUGCUGCAAUGCUGCUUGCCAGGAGCCUCGCUCGCCGCCCAUCUCACCGCCCAACUCACCCCCCGCACACACCACACCACACCACCCCUCAACCUGCCGCCCGCAGAACUUCCUGGCCCUCAUCCCGCUGGCGCUGUUCCUGGGUGAGGUCACCGAGGACCUGGCGGUGAGGUUUGGGGACACCAUCGGCGGCCUGCUCAACGCCACCUUUGGCAACGUGGUGGAGCUCUUCCUGUCCAUCGCUGCGCUGCACAAGGGGCUGUACGAGGUGGUGGCCGCCUCCCUGCUGGGGUCCAUCCUCUCCAACCUGCUGCUGGUGCUGGGCACCUGCUUCCUGUUUGGCGGCAUGAAGUACAAGGAGCAGCGGUUCAGUACUCUGGCAAAUAAAAUGGCCUCCAGCUUGCUCUUCCUGGCCUGCAUAGGCAUCAUGAUUCCCUCCACGGCCAGGGUGUUCCGUGCUGUCCCCUCGCACCCUCCAACUGCCCCUGUUACCCUCUGUGCCCGCCUGUCUUCUCACCUGCCUGCUCGCAGCUACCUCUGCUACCUCUUCUUCCAGCUGGGCACACACCACGACCUGUUUGCGGUGGGUGCCUCUGCCUCCGUGCCGGCGCUGAGCCUGGCGGGCGCCAUGGCCUGCCUCACCCUCAUCACCGUCAUCGUGGCAGCCUGCUCAGACUUCUUGACGGGAGCGAUCGUGGAGGUGAGCGCGGUCAGCGGCAUCAACCAGGCAUUCCUGGGCCUCAUCGUGCUGCCCAUAGCAGGCAACGUGGCGGAGCACGUCACGGCCGUGUUUGUGGCUGUCAGGAACAAGAUGGACCUGUCUAUCGCGGUGGCCCUGGGCUCCUCCACGCAGGUGGCCAUCUUCAUUGUGCCCGUCACGGUACUGGUGGGGUGGGCCAUCGGCGAGAAGUUCACGCUCGACUUUGACACCUUUGCGGUGCUCAUGCUGACGGUGGCGGUCAUCCUGGCCUACUUUGUGUGCAGCGACGGUGCCUCCAACUGGCUGCUGGGCUUGCAGCUGGUGGCCACGUACUGCCUCAUCGGGGCGGUCUUCCUGCUGGAGAGGGAGCCCGCGCCCACGCCAAGCGGCGGCGACAGCGGCAAGCAGCCGUACGCGCCGCUGCUGCAAGGCCUGCUCUAGAGGCGGCGGUGGUGGGAGGCCGCCAAAAAAUAGAUGUUUUGAUUGUGCUAGCGCUGGCAGCCCCACCUCCUACCGAAUUGUCAUUCCCAACCUACACCUCUGUUUAUCCCGAUGCCUCUACUCAUCACUGUCCCACACCACAUAAAUUUGCACGAUCGUCGCUACCUUUUGCUGUAAUUCUUUUGUU